UGAUUUCUAUACUUCUAGCAUAAUUUUGGCGCAGUCAGAGGGCCCAGGUCUUUGCAUUUGUCUUUUAUUAUACGGUUUACAGGGCCAGGCGCGAACACGGAAUGCUUGGGCGACUGGUUUAGGCUUAUUUGAAUACGACUUUAGUUUCCUGCCAGGCAUAUGAAGGGGCGGGAUUCCAUGCAAAUUAUUGUCCUUUUAAUAAAAGCACCCUCCUUUCACCCUGUAUGACUUGCAACGUCUGAUGUGCUAGUGUCGAUCCGGGCGAGGUUGAGGCGGUUCGAGUGACCUUCAACUAGACGAACGAAUUGUCUUCAUUCUCCAUCUUGUCUACAACCCAGCCAACGCCAUCAUCAUGGACAAACUGCCUGACGAGUUGAUCCAGCAGAUCCUCAAUUAUGUUAUGAUUGAGGAUGUUCCUUUCUGCAUAGAGGACUGUAUCCGUGCGGUCGGAGAAGCCGCCGCAGAGCGAUAUUUGGAGUAUGAAAUCAACGACUACGUUGAACAAAUGCUUCCUCUGAUUGUCCGAAACGCAGAUCCCUCCCAAGUCGAACAUCUUUAUGACUGGAUCCUUGUGAACGGUACCUGCAGACGGUUCCGCAACACGGGAAAACGGAGCUUCUUCGCCCACAAGACGUUUGCCAUGACGCCGCAGUUUGCGCACCGGCUGCGAUACUAUGAAGUCAGGCAGUUCAGCUACGAGGGUCAGGAAAUGGCACUCCGAUGCAUCCAGUCCGUCGUCUUCAUGCAGCCUGUGCAUCUCCCCAGCGCCAUAUUAAAACUAUCUGAGCGCGUGUCGUUAUUUCCUCGUCUUAAACGGAUAAAUUUUGUCUUUGAAGGGAAUAUUGAGAAAUGACUCAGUGUCUUGGUUCGCCAUUCGCGCUUUCGACGAGAAUUACCUUCGAUGCUGGUUGAACUGUUGCUUUCCAUUGACUUCCCGGUGGAUCGAUUCGAGCUGGGGGUAAUCGACAGGGGAAUAUAUGUAUCUGUGUGUGAUGAGUAUCUCAAAAGACAGAAUGGACAGGCAAUGGAAGAAUGCACUACACAGGGUGACAAUCGAUCGUAUGGUCCACUGCAAAGACCGGAAUGAGUAUCUUUUGUAUUGCACAUAUCGAUUAUUUGUCGAUACUGUCCUCAAAACAUCAUUGCGGGCUCUGAUUGGUCGGC
Molecule: messenger RNA, 1164 nt
Organism: Aspergillus wentii DTO 134E9
Lineage: Eukaryota; Fungi; Ascomycota; Eurotiomycetes; Eurotiales; Aspergillaceae
Exons: 2
Coding region: 353-853 (166 amino acids)
Source: RefSeq, a predicted model, not a curated record